GUGAAGCAAGAGGAGACGGAGCAGCGAGAGGAGAAGCUGGCCAGGCUGAAAGCGAGGGUGCAGGAGCUGAGACGCCAGAGGGAUGAGCUGCGGGCUAAGGUGGACCUGCAGCAGAAAGGGCAGCUUGGGAAAGCAGGAGUCGUGUCGGAUGCGGCACAGCCCAGUGCUCAGGCUGUUCUGGAGUGGAAGAUAAAAAGCGUUAAGGCCAUGCUGCAGGUCUUCUACCUCACAGGGAUCAGCGGGAAGCUGACCAAGCAAGGAGUCUGCUUCUGCAUCAGCACUGCUUACGAGGGCACCUACUUGGAUUCCUACUACCUGGACCUGCUCACCAAGCCAGAAGUGCGGAUUCACCGCCACUCCGUCCCCACCUUCAUCCCCCUGGAGCAGAUCGCCAAGAAGCACUUGGAGACGGACAUCAGGCGCUUCUUGUCCGUCCUGGCGGACCACCUGAACGCUUACGUGGGGAGGAGGCACCAGGCAGACCAGUUGCAGGAACACUUUUCGGACCAGAUAGAAGGAACCUUGCAGAGGAACUCCUUGUGUAACUUGCUGGUCUUCAACUACAACCUGUCGAGUCGAAGCAAGACCUUUCCGUUCAACGCGCGGCUGCUCUACGGCGAUCUCUGCUGCAGCCUCCCCACCGAAGUCACCGUCUCCUGCACACGCAAGGUGAGCUGGCUGGAGGGAGGGAAAUGCGAUGGGGCUGAGAAAGGGAGAGGCUGGAGCAAGCUUGGAUCGCUUAAGGGGGACGGGCUGCUCCUUCCAAGGCUGCUGGUGCUCGGAGUGCAGACUGUGGCACGGUCCCAGGAUCCUGUUGUCACACACAUCGCACAGAGACCCCAGCUUGUGCUAGUGGGAGAGCCCAGCGAGCGAGUGCAGCCACGAACUCACAGAAUCCCAGACUGGUAG
Messenger RNA from Opisthocomus hoazin, 909 nucleotides. The record is from RefSeq and is a predicted model, not a curated record. NCBI's taxonomy places the organism in Eukaryota, Metazoa, Chordata, Aves, Opisthocomiformes, Opisthocomidae.